CCCCCUCGGGCGGGACCGCGGACGCCUGGAGGCAGGCACUGAGGACGGGGAGAACUUCGGGUGAAAUGCAUCCCUCCUGUGACUGGAUUGGAGACACAAGAACAGAAACAUCCUGAUCUCUCUACUCUACUGUGCAGGCUUAUGUACUCAUAAAAUGGCAGUUAUGGACCUAUCCUCCCCAUGGGCUUUAACUAAACAGGACUCUGCCUGUUUCCAUCUGAGAAAUGCUGAAGAGGAAAGGAUGAUUGCUGUAUUUCUGACAACCUGGUUACAGGAACCAAUGACUUUCAAAGAUGUAGCUGUGGAGUUCACUCAGGAGGAGUGGAUGAUGCUGGAUUCUGCUCAAAGAAGUCUGUACAGAGAUGUGAUGUUGGAAAACUAUAGAAAUCUCACCUCCGUGGAAUAUCAGUUGUACAGGCUUACUGUGAUCUCCCCAUUGGAUCAAGAAGAGAUAAGGAAUAUGAAAAAGAGAAUUCCCCAAGCCAUCUGUCCAGACCAGAAGAUUCAACCUAAAACCAAAGAAUCAACUGUGCAGAAAAUUUUGUGGGAGGAACCAUCCAAUGCAGUGAAAAUGAUAAAACUCACAAUGCAUAAUUGGUCCUCCACAUUAAGAGAAGACUGGGAAUGCCAUAAGAUCAGAAAACAGCAUAAGAUUCCAGGGGGACAUUGGAGGCAAAUGAUAUAUGCCCCAAAGAAAACAGUACCUCAGGAGCUAUUCCGUGACUAUCAUGAAUUAGAGGAAAACUCUAAACUUGGAUCAAAACUUAUUUUUUCACAGAGCAUUUUCACCAGUAAACAUUGCCAAAAAUGUUACUCAGAGAUUGGAUGUUUGAAACACAAUUCAAUCAUAAACAAUUAUGUGAAAAACUCUAUAAGUGAGAAGCUCUAUGAAAGUCAUGAAUGUGAUACAACUCUAUGGCAUUUUCAGAGAAAUCAAACAGUACAAAAAGAGUACACAUAUUCUAAACAUGGAAUGCACUUCACACAUAAUAUGUUUCCUGUACCUAACAAUUUGCAUAUGGCACAGAAUGCCUGUGAAUGUAAUAAAGAUGAAACGCUGUGUCAUCAAUCAUCCCUUAAGAAACAAGGACAAACUCAUACUGAAAAGAAACAUGAAUGCAAUCAAUGUGGAAAAGCCUUCAAAAGGAUUUCUAAUCUUACUUUAUACAAGAAAAGUCACAUGGGUGAGAAACAAUAUGAAUGUAAAGAAUGUGGUAAAGUGUUCAAUGAUUCCUCAACCUUAAGGAGACAUGUAAGAACUCACACUGGAGAGAAACCCUAUGAAUGUAAUCAAUGUGGAAAAGCUUUCAGUCAAAAAACAUCCCUUAAGGCUCACAUGAGAACUCACACUGGAGAGAAACCUUAUGAAUGUAAUCAGUGUGGAAAAUCCUUUGGCACAAGCUCUUACCUUAUAGUGCACAAGAGAAUACACACUGGAGAAAAACUCUAUGAAUGCAGUGAGUGUGGAAAAGCCUUCAACACGAGCUCUCACCUUAAAGUUCAUAAGAAAAUUCAUACCGGAGAGAAUGUUUAUGAAUGCAGUGACUGUGGGAAAGUUUUCAGUGGGGUCUCAUCCCUUAGAAUGCAUAUAAGAACUCACACUGGAGAGAAACCCUAUGAAUGUAAGGAAUGUAGGAAAGCCUUCAGUGUUUCCUCUUCCCUUAGGAGGCAUGUGAGAAUUCACACUGGAGAGAAACCCUAUGAAUGUAUUCAAUGUGGAAAAGCCUUCAGUCAGAGCUCUUCACUUAUUAUACACAAGAGAAUUCAUACUGAGAGAGAAACCCUGUAAGUGUUAUGAAUGUGGAAUUGCUGUUUUCAUUGUCUUAAGGUGGAUUCCAAGCUCCUUGUCUCAGUCUUUGUUCUCUAAAAGAACGAUUUAAGGUUACAAAUGGCUCUUUUUUUAAUAUAACAUUUUCUGUAAAUACUAAUUAUGACUUUUUUUGAUCCAUGGCUGUUUAGAAUUAGGUAUUUUUAAUAUGUGAGGUAGGUAUAUUUUCAGUUAUCUUUUUAUUGUUGGUUUCUAGGUUAAUUCCAUUGUGUUCAGAGAAUCUGGACUAUAUUUUACUGCUUUGUUGGUGUUUUUAUAAAAGUUGUUUUCUGGCCCAGUGAGACUGGUAUUGCUAGCAGCCAACCAAACAUUUGAGCUCAUCUUUCCUUACUAAUGAAUUCCAUCUUAGCCAAGAACAAUAAGGUCUCUGGUUAUAGAACGCUUCUUUGACUUCUUGUAGCUAAGGGUAGCCAUAUCAUUCAUUCUUGCUGAUUCAAAAAUAGACAUAUCACUGGGAUCAGAACUAUCUAUCUUGUCCUCUACUUUUUGCACUUCAUCUUUGUCCCUAUGAAUUGGCCAUUCCUGAAGCUGCUGAAAGAGCUAUCUUGUGAUCAUGAAAAUGACAGCUGUAGCCAAGGGAUGAAGUAGAAGAAAGAGAUCCCUGUUCCUCAAAGAAAUCUUUAAAUAGUUGUACCAGCCCUGCACUACUUGUAUCUGGAUAUGUUCCUACAUGAGAAAAAUAAGGUUUUUUGUUUGUUUUUUGAGAUGGAGUCUCGGUAUGUUGCCCAGGCUGGAGUGCAGUGGCACAAUCUCAGCUCACUGCAACCUCCACCUCCCAGGUUCAGGUGAUUCUCCUGCCUCAGCCUCCUGAGUAGCUGGGAUUACAGGCACCACCGCCAUGCCUGGCUAAUUUUAGUAUUUUUAAUAGAGACGGGGUUUCACCAUGUUGGCCAGGUUGGUCUCAAACUCCUGACCUCAGGUGAUCCACCCACCUAGGCGUCCCAAAGUGUUGGCAUUACAGGCGUGAGCCACUGUGCCCGGCCAAGAAAAAUAUGUUAAUUGAUUUUUUCUUUUUUUUUUUCAAUUUUUCAGACAGAGUCUCUGUCUCUCAGGCUAGAAUGCAGUGGUGUGGUCAUGGCUCAUUGCAACCUCGACCUCCUGGGCUCAGGUGAUCCACCACAGUCUCCUCAGUAGUUGGGAUCACAAAUGCAUGCCACCAUGCCUGGCUAAUUUUAAAAAUAUAUAUUUUGUAGAGACAGGCUCUUCCUACAUUGCUCAGACUGGUCUGAAACUCCUGGGCUCAAGCAGUCCUCCUGCCUUUGCCUCCCAAAGUGCUAGGAUUCCAGGCAUGAGUUACCAUGCCUGGCUCUUACUGAUUUUUUUUAAAGCACUACAUAAAUACAGUCAACGCAGUCACCAUAUUGUAGAAAAACAGAAGUAUAUACAGUUAAAUGUUUUAUGUUGGAUGUACACAUUUGAAGAGGAACAUAGAAAAAAAGUAUGGAAAAGGAAUGUUGACCGAGCUUUUAUGCUUAAGCAGCAGAUGAAGAUAGAACCAAGAUCACUGAAAGCAAGUGUUUAGAACAGCAAAAAGAGUAUCCCAACAUUUCAGCAUUGGAACUACAGAAAGUUUUCAGACAGAGGGGAAGUUACCAAUUUUAAAUGCUAAGUAAAGCAUGAGAUUUUGCUGCUUGAUCUUGCAGAUACUGACCAGAUUAGUUCUAACAAAAUAUGGAAGGAGUGGCAUACGGUGGAAGAAAGAAGGCAGUAGCUGCUGUUGUAGUUAUUCAUGUUAGCCUCAGAGGAUGGUGAGACAUCCAGAUGAAGAGGUUGGUACGCAAUUCUAGAAUUGAGGAGGUGUCUAGAUAGAGAUAUAAAUUGUAGUGACAUCAGUAAAGAGACAAUAACAGGCUUUGGAAGGUGAGUAAGAAUGAAAAGGGAAGGUCUGCCACCUACCCUGAAGACAUACAUUUAAAGGAACUAUAGUAGAGAGAUAAGAGGAAAACAAGAAGAGUGGAGUUUCACUGAACCAAGACAAACAAGUUUCAAAAAGGAAGGUGAAGUUGGCCAGGUGUGGUGGUUCACGCCUGUAAUCCUGGCACUUUGAGAGGCUGAGGCAGGCGGAUCACAAGGUCAGAUCGAGACCAUCCUGGCCAACAUGGUGAAACCCUGGUUCUACUAAAAUACAAAAAUUAGCCGGGUGUGGUGGCACAUGCCUGUAGUCCCAGCUACUCAGGAGCUGAGGCAGAAGAAUCACUUGAACCUGGGAGGCAGAGGUUGCAGUGAGAUGAGAUCUCACCACUGCACUCCAGCCUGGUGACAGAGCAGGACUUCAUCUCAAAAAAAAAAAAAAAAAAAGGAAGGUGAAGGUAAAUGUUUUUAGUGUUACUUAGGGAUCCAAUUAGAUGAAGUCUAAAAAGGUAAACAUAUACAGCCAAGUGAAGAUCAUUUGUGAUUGUAGUUGGAAAUAACAUAGUGGUACAUAAUGAAGAUGGUUGCUAGAUUGGGCUGACUUUAGGAAUCAAUAAAGGGCAAAGAAGUAAAGACUGGAUGUAGACAAGUUUGAAUAAUAGGAGAAAGGGUAGUAGCUGGAGAGAUUUGGAGUAAAGAGAUAAUAUGUUUAAAAUAUGAAAAACUAGAACAUGUUUGAAUUCUAAUGUGAUGAAUGUAGUAUGGUGAGGUUUAAUAUGCAGCAUAAUAAAGUUUAAUAUAAGCUUCUGAGAAUGGGGUGUAGAUGUUUAGAGCACAAACAAAAGUAUUGGUGUUUGCCAUGAGGCGGAGGGAUACUCCCACCAUUCUUUCAGGAGUAGAAAAAUGGGUGGGUUGGUUUAAAUUACUUGUUUAUUUAUUUACACCUAACUGUACUAAGCAGUGAUCAGAAUAUGUGAACUAUAUAAUGUUUUGUGUUUCCUAAGAACUGUGUGGCAGCCACUGCUAAUUACUAACCAAAUAUAUAUAUUUUUUAUUCUUUAUGAAUAGAUCUUCAGUUUUGCUAACAGUAGUAUUGUAUUUAGCUACAAAACUACUUAUCCCAACCUCUUUGUAGCCUUGAUGCCAUUUCUACUGUUCCUGGCCAGUAAAAUAUAGAUAUAUGAUUAUAGGUUUCAUGGUAAGAUUAUCUGCUAAGAGGAAGGUGGAUGAAAUUCUGCAAGGAGGUUUUAGUGAAGAAGAUCUCUAUGUAUUUGAAAGUCCUUCCAAGUUAUCAAUAGAGCCAUCAGUGGAGAAGACAGCAAAGCAAGUAGCAAAGUCUAUGUGAUUGAGGAGAGGUCAUUUAAAUAAAAGAUAGCAAGGAAGAGAGGGAGAAAGUGGUAUAACUAGAUGGUAUGAACUUCAAAGGAAGGAGUGGUUUUCUCCAGGCUGCAAUGGUUAGAAGCAGUGUUAGGGAGUAAGGAAGAUACUGAUCCCACUUCCAACCUGUGGAUAUGUGGAAUACAUGAGAAUAAGCCCCCUUGUGAUGUGAUUGUUGUCAGGUAGGUGUUUUUUCCUUCCCAGGGAACAGCCAAGUUUAAAUUAAUGAAAGGAAAUGUUCAGGGAAAUAGUUGAGGAUAUUAAGGGAGUUUAUUAAGGGAAUCUCAGAGGGCACCAUGAAAGAGUCUCCAGAAGGGCAGGGGUUUAGGGUUUCUGGCUUUGGCCUGAGGAAUACAGAAGAUUGUAAUGACAUUAUUGAUAGAGGAAAAAAGACCAGAUCAGGGGCUAUGACCAGUGAAAACAAAAUUUAGAGGGAGUAUAGGUUAAAUCCCAGCAGUCUGUAAGAAGAUGAUGGGUAUUUAGGUCUACUGGGAUUCAUUUGUAGCUUGGAAAGGAGAGCCUGCAGUCAUGCUGUGAAACCAAGUGGUUUCAGGUGUUAGCAGCCCUGGUGGGUAUAGCACUAGCCAUCAGUAGUUAGAAAAUGGUCCCAACUGGCCGGGUGCAGUGGCUCACGCUUCUAAUCCCAGCACUUUGGGAGGCCGAGGCAGGCGGAUCACGAGGUCAGGAGAUUGAGACCAUCCUGGCUAACAUGAUGAAACCUCGUCUCUACUAAAAAUACAAAAAAUUAGCCAAGUGUGGUGGUGGGCGCCUGUAGUACCAGCUACUCGGGAGGCUGAGGCAGGAGAAUGCUGUGAACCCGGGAGGCAGAGGUUGUGGUAAGCCGAGAUCGCACCACUGCAUUCCGGCCUAGGUGACAGAGCAAGACUCCGUCUCAAGAAAAUCGUCCCAACUGCAUGUGGUCCUUGGGUGAGAUCAUCUUAAGGAGUACUCAGCAAGGGAUUGUACUUUGCUUGGUUAGGACUGGAAUUUACACUCUAAUUUUGGCCCAGUGAUCUUGGAACAGAUUGAGCAUCUCAAAUCUGAAAAUCUGAAAUUCAGAAUGCUCCAAAACCUGAAACCUUGUGCGCCGAUGUGACUUUCAAAAGAAAUGCUCAUUGGAGCAUUUAAAAUUUUGGAUUUUCAGAUUUGUGAUGCUCAACUAGUAGGUAUAAUGCAAAUAUUCCAAAAUCCAAAACAGUUCUGGUCCCAAGUGUUUUGAAUAAGGAAUACUCAUCCUGUACACCAGGAGGUAGACUCAGGCACAGUCUCGCCCAGCAUCUCACCUGGAUUUUAUUGCAAUAGCCUCCUAACUGGUUUCUCUGACUUGAAUCAUACUUUCCUUUAGUAUGUUUUCUAUGCAGCUGCCAUGGUAUCCUAUUAAAAAACAAAACAAAACAAAACAAAAACUUUGUGGUUUUUAAUAAUAAAACUAAUACAUGCAUAGGAGAAAACAAUGUAAAUAACUUCUGCCCUACACAGAAGGAAACCCUGGAUUCUACUGCCUUAAAAAAUUAAUAUCGUAGGUGAAUGUGCAUUCUGUCAGACUUUAUGUACAUACAAACAUUUUAUAAAAAUUGAGUUAUACCUUUUAUCCCACAUCUUUUUUUUUUUUUUUUUUUUUUUUUUGAGAAGGAGUUUUGCUUUUUCCCAGGCUGGAGUGCAGUGGCACGUUCUCGGCUCACAGCAACCUCUGCCUCCUGGGUUCAAGCAAUUCUCCUGCCUCAGCCUCCCAAGUAGCUGGGAUUACAGGCAUGUGCCACCACUCCUGGCUAAUUUUGUAUUUUUAGUAGAGACAGGGUUUCUCCAUGUUGGUCAGGCUGGUCUCAAACUCCUAACCUCAGGUGAUCCGCCUGCCUCAGCCUCCCAAAUUGUUGGGAUUGUGAGGCCAUCGCCCCCAGCCUAUCCAACAUCUUUUUAAACAUCUUUCCAUGUCAGUGCAUGUAGUUCUAUUUCAUUUGUAAUAGCUGCUUAGUAUUUGAUUAUAUGCUUGUACCAUAAUGUAUUUGAUCCAUUUGCCUCCAGAGUUUUUAUAACAAUACUGCAAUCAAUAAUAUUGUUUAUAUAUUGUGCUUUCCUAUCAACUGUUCUCUACACUUCCCAGGGUGAUCCAUCUAAAGUACUAACCUGAUCACAUAACAUUUCACGUUUAAUCUUCUUCUGGCCUUUUUCUCCAGUUAAGAUAAAAUCUUUUUACAAGACCUUGCUCAAACUCUUGCCUUUUCAGGCCUUAUCUCUGGUUAUUCCCUUUAUCUUCACUGUCUCCCUAAUUUAACCUGUCCUAUUUAUCCUUUAGGUAUUGUGUCCUUCAUCUGCUUUAACAAUACUUGUCACACUUUCACACUGUAUUGCCUGUUUGUGUAUUGUGCCCUCUACACUGUAAGUUUUGGUAAGGUGGGAACUUUGUCUAAAUUUUUCAUUGUUUUAUUACUUGGCCCAGUGUAGGUGUUCAGUUAAAUAUUUACGGUUCUUCAGCAAAUUUUGUGCCUUUUCUUUUACUUACCAUUCUAGUGGAAGUUUAACUUAAAAGCUAUUUAAGUGAUUGUAAGGUAAAAGUUGCAAGGAGGUGGGUGCAAUGGCCUGUGCCUGUAGUCCUAUCUGCUCUGGAGGCUGACGUGGGAGGAUUGCUUGAGCCCAGGAGUUUGAGACCAGCCUGAGUAACAUGAGACUCCAUUAUAGUAAAAAUGCAUGGAAUUAAUUUUUCUUCUAGGUAUAGGAAAAUGUUGCACCAUAACAGGUGUGCAGAAACUAAGACUGUUAGGACAACAGCAGUUUAAUGUUAUUUAUAUUAUGUCCCUCUCCUAGUCCUUCUCCUCUCUUCCCUCAUCCCACUCACCACCACCCCAUUCACUACACAGACUUAUUUUUUGUAGAGCAAGUGUUCAUAUUCUGUUCCAUUAUGUAUUAUAAUAUGAAAAGGGAUGAGUUGACCAAGUAUUGGUGGGUGUGUCGUAUACUUGCUUUAGACUACCAAUGGAAGCGUAAAUUAGUACAAACUUACUGGGUGGGUGUGGUGGCUCACAUCUGUAAUCCCAGCACUUUGAGAGGCUGAGGUGAGUAGAUUGCUUGAGCCCAGGAGUUUGAAACCAGCCUAGGCAACAUGGCAAAACCCCAUCUCUACCAAAAAAAAAAAAUUACCCAUGGUGUCAUGAAUCUGUGGUCCCAGCCACUAGGGAUGCUGGGGUAGGAGGAUCACUUGAGCUGCAGUGGGGUUGAGUCUGCAGUGAGCUGUGUGCACCACUGCACUCCAGCCUGGGUGACAGAGUAAGACCCUGUCUAAAAACAAAAACAAACCAAAAAAAACUUGGGACAGUAAAGCAAUAAAUGUCCAAAGCUGGAAUAUUUAUAACCUUUAAAUAUUUAAAACCCAGCAAUUUUAAACUGAGAUUUUAUAAAAGGAUUUUUCAUGUAUAAGUAACAAUAUUCACCUGUUUCAUGCCCUAGUGAAAAACUGGAAAAUUCCUAAAUUCCCAGUAACAGUCAAUAAAAUGGAAUAUAAUGCAGUCAUUAAAAUGUAUUUGUGUGGAUUGACAUGUGGAGAUAUAUUUGAUACAUUAUGAAUUUUAAACAGUCACAAAAUAUGGUAUGACUUUUUAAUGCAUGUUAUAAAUAUGUGUGUGUGCAUUGAAAAUAUGGAAAGACAUAACACCAAAGUUUUAUCAAUGGUUAUGUCAUAAUUUUUUUCUUUUGUCUUUUUUUAAGAUGUCUAGUUUAGUGAACAGAGCUGUGGUCUAUUUCUUAAAAAUAAUUCUAUCAUUAACUUUUUAAUAAAUACUUUUUAAAGCAUGAUUUUAAUAUCUUCAAAGUUGUAAAGUAAAUAAUUUGCUUAGGCUGUUGUUGGACACAUAGAUUCUUUUCAUUUUUUUAAAUACCAGAUUAAAAAAAUUGAAAAAUAUAUUUUUUUAUAUUUUAUAAAUAUAUUUUUAAUAAAUAAAUAUAAAUAUAUAUAUAUAUAUUUUUUGAGACAGAGUCUUGCUCUGUCGCCCAGGCUGUAGUGCAGUGGCACGAUCUCUGCUCACCGCAAGCUCCACCUCCUGGGUUCAUGCCAUUCUCCUGCCUCAGCCUCCCGAGUAGCUGGGACUACAGGCGCACGCCACCAUGCCCAGCUAAUUUUUUGUAUUUUUAGUAGAGACAGGGUUUCACCGUAUUAGCCAGGAUGGUCUCGAUCUCCUGACCUCGUGAUCUGCCCGUCUCGGCCUCCCAAAGUGCUGGGGAAAAUAUAUUUUUUAACUUACCAUUUCUAUCUCCUACUUUUUAAAGGCAAACUUUUUGAAAGUGUUGAUAAAGGGUGUGGAUACUUUUUAGACUUCCUCUUACUCUAGGCAGAAUUCAAAAUAUGAAGGAUACAAAUAAGUUUCUCUGAUAAGAACAGGGAAUUGUGUUAGAAAAAGCAGUCAGGGCUAGGCGCAGUGGCGCACGCCUGUAAUCCCAGUGUUUUCGGGAGGCAGAGGUGGGUGGAUUGCCUGAGCUCAAGAGUUCAAGACCAGCCUGGGCAACAUGGUGAAACCCCAUGUCUACUAAAAAUACAAAAACUAGCUGGGCGUGGUGGCACACACCUGUAGUCCCAGCUACUGGGAGGCUGAGGCAGGAGAAUCACUUGAACCCAGGAGGCGGAGGUUGCAGUGAGCCAAGAUAGUGCCACUGCACUCCAGCCUGGGUGACAGAGCAAGACUGUGUCUCAAAAAAAAAAAAGAAGGUCUCCAUGAGAAAAUAACAUUUAACUUGAAAUACGAAGUUAAAGAAGGAGUAGGGAGCUCCUUCUUCUGGCUCCAUGGGCAGAGGGUGGAGGGACAGAGGAAGAGCUUUCUAAAUAGAACAGCAAGAGCAAAAAGACUCAUCAGGAUUUGACAUAUUUGUGGAACAGAAAGUAAGUCCAGUAAAUGGAAAACUGUUAGGCAAAGGGGUAAGGAGAAGAGUAUGUGAAACCAGAUUGAAAGGAGGCAGGGGCCAGAUAAAGACCUUGCUAGCUAUGACAUGAGUUUAUACUUUAUUUGAAGAGUUAUGAGGAACUAUUUAAGUUUUUCAGAGAUUGAAAUUAUUUGUUUUAAAAAGAUCACAUUUUUGUAUAAAAAAAUCUUGAGAGACUAGGAAGCUAUUUGCAAUAGUUCAUGUAUGAAAUUUGAAUGCCAAAAACUAAUUUCCUUAGCAUUCACUUUUUUAUUUAUUUUUCUUUAUUUUUUAAUUUUCUGUAAGUUACUGGGUUUCCUUUUUAAUUUUUCCAUAAGUUGCAUUCACUUUUUAAAAGACAAUGAGAUUUGUUUUAGCAUAAACAGGAAAUUCAUGGCUAAUACAUGUCAUGACUUAAAUUCACCUCUAACUUAAGAAAUGCAUGUCAAAUACAUAAAAUUAUAUUUUCUACCUAUGAGCACAGUUUCAUGGGAGUUUUGAUUUUUCUAAAAUAUUUUUUGAUGCAAUAUCCAUUUUUUUCCAUGCAAUUUUGUCCUUUGUGAUAUUGAGGGUGUUCAUGAUGCAGAAUUUAUUUUAAAAAAUUAUUUCUGUAAUAUUUAUUUCUCCCUUUUUUUGAGACAGUGUCUCACUCUUGCCCAGACUGGAGUGUAGUGGCACAAUCUCAGCUCACUGCCACCUCAACCUUCUGGGCUCAUGUGAUCCUCCUACCUCAGCCUCCUCAGUUGUGGGGACCACAGGCAUGUGCUAUUACACCUGGAUAAUUUUUUUAUUUGUAUUUUUUGUAGAAAUGGGGUCUCACUGCAUUGCCCAGGCUGGUAUCAAACUCCUGGGCUCAAGCAAUCUUUCUGCCUUGGCCUCCCAAAGUGCUGGGUUACAUAAUUUAUUUUUUUUUGUUUUGUUUCCUUAAAAGAAUUGUUAACAUACCAGAUAAUUUUUUACACUUUUUGCCACUUUUUCUAUGUCCUGCCUUUUAAAGGCAGACUUUUUGAAUGAGUUGCUAAGGACUCAGACUCUUUCUUCCAAAUCAAUCAUACCCAAUAGGCAGGUUUUGCUACCUCUCUUUGCUCUGAAAUUUCUUGGAUCUCUUCAGAGGGAUUUAACAAAUUUCCUGUCCUUUUUCUCUUUUCUUUUUCUUUUGUUGGUUUUGUUUUGUUUUGUUGAGAUGGAAUCUUGCUUUGUCGCCCAGGCUGGAAUACAGUAGCGUGAUCUCGGCUCACUGCAACCUCCACCUCCUGGGUUCAAGUGAUUCUCCAUGCCUCAGCCUCCAUGAGUAGCUUGGAUUACAGGCAUGCACCGCCACACCCAACUAAUUUUUUGUAUUUUUAGUAGCAAUGGGGUUUCACCAUGUUGGCCAGGCUGAUUUUAAACUCUUGACCUCAAGUGAUCUGCCUGCCUCAGCCUCCCAUGCUGGGAUCAUGCUGGGAUUACAGGCACAAGUCACUUAGCCCCCUGCCUUACAUACAUUGAUGUAUGAUAGAAAAUUCUUUUGGGCACAUCACAGCAACAAAAGUUAACCCAGCUUUACCUAUUUGUGAGUAUCUUAAGUCUCCCAAAGCAUUUGAUUGUUGCUUUCCAAGAAAAUACAGAAUUGUGGUCAUUCUCCCAUGACUAUUCUUUACUAAUAUUGAUUGCAUCUGUUGUUCUGUCGCCUUUCUGCAUUCAUAGUAACUUCUUUUUCCAAUGCUGAAGAUUAGUUUUAAUAACCUUUUGGGAGACUUCUUUUAAAAAACUUUUUUUUCCUGAAGAAUAAUACAUAAAGGCAUGCAGCUUUAUGAAUUUCCCCAAAUAGAACACACUUAACCAGUCCCCAGAUCAUGAGAGCCAAAUUAAUACUUUUACUACUUUUGCAAUAUUCCUAGACUCAUCUUUUAAACGUCUCCCUCCUUUCUUGUGCUAUUGUCGUGCUAUUUACUUCGGUGUAUUUUAUAAUCCACCAGAUAUUGUUAUGAAAGUAAAUAUUUAUAUCAGAGUUGACAAACUUUGUCUGAAGGUCCUGAGAGUAAAUAAAUAUUCUAGGUUUUCUUUUUUUUUGAGACGGAGUCUCGCUCUGUCACCCAGGCUGGAGUACAGUGGCGCAAUCUCAGCUCACUGCAAGCUCCGCCUCCCAGGUUCACGCCAUUCUUCUGCUUCAGCCUCUCAAGCAGCUGGGACUACAGGCGUCUGCCACCACGCCCGGCCAAUAUUCUAGGUUUUGCAGGCCAUAUAUGGUAACUGUUGCAUAUUCUUAUUUUUCUAAGCAGCUUUUUAAAGAUGUUAAAAUCAUUCUUAGCUCAAAGGCCUUGAUUUGGUCCAUAGACCAUAAUUUCCCAACACCUGACUUGUAUUUAUCAACAUAUUUACCCCUCCAGUGUUAUUUAUUUCUGCAUUUCCAAGUUUCUAAGAUCAUUUCAUACUGCCUGAAAAAUUAUUUCUUUUAGCAUAAGAAUGCUACCGUAAAUUUCCUCUAUUUUUAUUCUGAAACAUCUUUAUUUCUGAAGGAUAUUUUAGCUCAGUAUGAAAAGAGGUUAGCAGUUUUUCACAGUGUACAUAUGAGCCCCCCGUCCCCCACUGCAAUAGUUUUUCUUAAAGGGACCUGCCUCUCCCUUAGUUGAGAAUAUUUAAGUGAACUUGAGAAUAUUUAAGUGAACUGGCUUCAACCAUAUGUCAAGUAGUAUGUUUGUGGGCUAUCAAUUUAUUUCUAGGAACCCUAUGAUCAUUUAGCCAUUGCCACCUAUAUGGUUAAAAUUCUCAUUAACAGUGCAUCCCUUGGACUCUUGUGCAGAUUUUACCCAACCCCUCCCAUGCCAAGAUCCUAUGAUCUCUACUGAAAUUGGGAUCUUACUUUCAUUAUAGAAGUUCUGCAUCAUCUACAGUCUAGAGAGGGUGGGUACCACAGAGUUGUCCAAGGAUGGUGGUAAACUCCUCACCAAUGUAUUUCUUAAUACCCUGACGGGAAUGUCUUUUGGCCUUUCUCUGGCUAAGGGAAAAAAUGAACAUAAUAAUUCAUUGAUAGUUACAUCUCCCUCUAAAGCAGAGGUGUCCAAUCUUUUGGCUUCCCUGGGCUACACCAGAAGAAGAAUUUUCUUGAGCCACAAUAACUGAUAGCUAUCAUUAGUGUUCACGUAUUUUAUAUGUGGCCCAAGACAAUUCUUCCAAUGUGGCCCAGGGAUGCCAAAAGAUUGGACACUGGAUUCCAUCCAGUAUGACUUUUCAGAUAUCUAAGAAGAUUUUGCUACACUUAUUACAAUGGUAGUUUUCCCACAGUGUAAUUCUCUGAUAUAGGUUUGAAAUAUUGCAGAAAUUCACUCUACAUUCAUUUAUACAGUUGCUUUUUCUCCUACAAGAGUAUUAAAAUUUAAGUAUUGCAUUGUAAUUGAAGGCAUUCCCAAAUCACUGUGUUUGUAUCACUUUGGUUAAUUGGAGAUUGCUCCAAAGUAAACGUUCUCAAUGUUGGCUGCACUCAACAAAAACUAGAGGGCAAAGAUUUGAUGUAGUCAGGGGUUGGCCAAGUUUUUCUGUAAAGGGCUAGAUAGUAAAUGUUUAACCUUUAUGGCUGUAUAUUAAACUCUUCAGUUAUAGAGGUAAGGAGCCAUAGACUAUGUAAAUGAAUACCUGGCCCAUGGGCUGUAGCUUGAUGACCUCUGAUAUAGUUCAUGAGGUGCAUCCCCACAGAGUAAACAGUAGGAAGGAAAGUGGAUGUGGAGCAGAUAAUGGGAGAAAUUGAGUAUACUCUUAAAUAAAUAAAUAAUGAAUUUUUCAUAUCCUAAUUUUGCUGACAGGGUAACUUGAUUUUUACCCUGAUACAAACCAUUCCUGCCUGAGAAAACCAAAUCAGAUACUAGAUACCCAUAUGUAAUAAGGCAUGCUGCUUGAGGACACCAAAUCAGAUAUUAAAUACCCAUAUGUAAUAAGGCAUGCUGCUUGAGAAAAUCAAAUCAGAUAUUAGAUACCCAUACGUAGUAAGGCAUGCUGCUUGUAUUCGAGUCAGACUGUACACUAUUGUAAGAUAAAUCAGCCUCUCUGAAACAACUCUUAUGGAAACUUGAGAAGCUUCUAAAUGUAUGUACCAAUAUGGCAUGCCAAUGGCAGGUUUGAGGAAAUACACUUCUGAUAAUGUAUUUAGAACUCUAGUACAUGUAAAUAAGGUGUUUUUGGGCUAAAACUUUUAUAAAUUUCACCUCUUACAAAAUUACUUAUAUUUAUCUAAUAACACCUCCUACAAAUGUGCCCUCAAUGCAGCCAUUACAUUAAUGCUCACUAAAUUCAUUCCUAUUCAUAUUCUCUACCUCUCUUUCUACAAAAUAAAAUUGCUUACCUUCCUGAUUAAGGCAAACUAACCCUGAUGGUGUGACCUUUGUCAGCUGGGCAGGUGGUAAUGCCAGAACAGUUUUAAAUACCUGCUUACAAAAGAACGGUUUUCACCGUACAUGGAACAAAACAGGAAGAAUACCUUGGUAAUUUUCUGUGAUGUAUCUUAUAUUUGUUUCACACUGAAUAACAAAUGUCUAUAGUCAGAUUCAAGGAUAACUGUCAGCAUUACCUUAAAUCCAAACUCUGUCUGAAAGUUAAAAUCAUAAAACACCUAAAAACACUUUGUUAUGUUUGUAUGUUUCAACAAGAAAAACUACUGUUUAUUUUUUAUGUCAAUAUUGUAGUUACAUUUUCAGAAUCACAUGCUGUGGGAAAAAAUCAGCAAGCAGAAGGUUUAUAAUAAACCAAAAGAUUUAUUUAUAACAUUUUCUGAAUUCACUUAAAAAACAAAAAGGAAUCCCCCUUCCCUCAAAAUAGAACCGUUUCCUACAGAUUCCAUCCAGUAUGACUUUUCAGAUAUCUAAGGAGAUUUUGCUACACUUAUUACAAUGGUAGUUUUCCCACAGUGUAAUUCUCUGAUAUAGGUUUGAAAUAUUGCAGAAAGUCACUCUACAUUCAUUUAUACAGUUGCUUUUUCUCCUACAAGAGUAUUAAAAUGUAAGUAUUGCAUUGUAAAUGAAGGCAUUCCCAAAUCACUGUGUUUGUAUCACUUUGCUUAAAUAUGAAUUUUCUGAUCUCCAAAGUGCAUCAUCUUUGUAAAGCUCAUCCCUUGUCCAUGCUUUCUGUCCUGGUUGACAGAUGCGGAAUGAGGGCUAAUCUCUGGCUUUCUCCAAUCUAUUGGAUAUGUAUUCUUUCCUGGUAGGAAUUUACACACGUAAAGUAAGGGACUCCUACCAAAUGAAGUCUUCUCAACAUUACCAGAUGGAAGAAUCUUCUCAACAAUAUUGAUUUCACCUUGUUAUUGCAAAAAAAUAAAAGAGUGGUUAUUAAUGGCUUUUCCACAUAUUCCUGGGUUUUUUUUUCUCCAGGGUGGUGAAUAAAGUGUGGGCCAUAUUACUUCACAGUCAUCACUUUCACAUAAGGCUUCUUUCCAAGAGUUCUCUGAAGUAAGGCAUUAUACUUCUUUUUAAAAAAUUCCAUACAUUCAUAGUUUUUCUUUGCAGUGUAAAUUCACUGGUGUUCAGUAAGGAAUGAGUGGUAAUUAAAUGAAUUUUCAUAUUCAUAGGGGUUGUCAAGAGUGUGUGUCCUCUGAUGUUUAGCAAGGUUUGAGCUCCAGCUGAAGGAUUUGUUGCAUACCUUACAUACAUAGGGUUUCUCUCCAGUAUGAGUUCUCUGAUGUAGAAUGAGGGAAAAGCUCCGGCUGAAGGCUUUAUCACAUUCAGCACACGCAUAGGGUUUCUCUCCAGUGUGACUCUUCGUAUGUUGAAUAAGGGAUGCAUGCCAAGUGAAAACUUUACCACAUUCAUCACAUUCAUAGAGCUUUUCUCCAGCAUGAAUUCUCUGAUGUUUAAUAAGGAAUGAGUGACAACGGAAAGCUUUCCUACAUUCAUUACAUUCAUACGGGGUUUUGGUUGUAUGGAUGCUCUGAUGUCGAGUAAGGUGUGAGAAACGGCGAAAUGCCUUCCCACAUUCAAUGCAUUCAUAAGGUUUCUCUCCAGUAUGUGUAAUCUGGUGGCGAAUGAGUUCUGAGCCACUGCUAAAUGCUUUACCACAUUUCCUACAUAUAUAUUGUUUCUUUCCUAUGUGAAUUCUUUGAUGUCGAGUGAGGUUGGAGGCACGGCUAAAGGCCUUUCCACACUCAGUACAUUCAUAAGGUUUCUCCCCAGUGUGCGUUCUCUGGUGUUCAAUAAGAAAUGAAAGGUAACUGAAUGUUUUAUUACAGUCCUUACACUCAUGGGGUUUCUUUCCAGUAUGUAUCAUUUGGUGUUUCACAAGGUUUGAAAUCUGGCUAAAGGUUUUGCCACAUUCCUUACAUGCAUAUGGUUUCUCUCCAGUAUGAGUCCUCUGGUGUAACACCAGGGAAAAGCGUCGACCAAAAGUUUUUCCACAUUCAUGGCAUCCAUAGGGCCUCUCCACAGUACUGAUAUUCAUAUGUUGAGCCAGGGCUUCUUGAUGAGAGACUGUUACUUUCCUAAUACAUCCCUGAUUUUCUUGCAGCAUCUCAGUAUGAUCCUUGCAUUUCCAGCCUCCUUUAAAACUGGAAUACACAGGGCCUUGACUUAGAAUUCUUUCCAUGAUCAAAUACUGGGAUGAGUCAUCAUAAAUGACAUUUUUUGGUGAAAAGUCUUUGAUCUCACCACUUGACUCUGAAACUGAAAGAUACCAAAAAAAAAGUGAAUGUUUCUUUUUCCUGUAUUGAAUAAAAUAAGGCCAUUUCUCCCUUCUUUAGCAACAGAAUGAAGUUUCAAAAAAUCUUAUCAAUAGCAGCUUUCACAGCUGUGACUGAAAUCUGAGUAGUAUGCCCAGAACUUCAGAAAAGAUCAAACAGAGAUAGACAUAUAGGUAAAUAAAGAGAAAGUGUAAACGUAAGUAAUUGAAAGAGCAGGGAAAAUAGAGCUAUCAGGAAAUAUUUGUGAAGGAUAGGUUGCUAGUCUUCUUCACCACCAUUUAAACGGUAUUUACUGCCAGAAUUAUCUAAAAAUGGCAAUUUCAUAAUGCUGCUACUAAACACUAAGUGUUCGUCAGAUUGCACAAAGACAUUAGAUUCUGUUCACUUAGUGCCUCUGGAACAUCUUAUAAUAAUCUAAAUGAAAAAAAAAGCGGUUUCUCUGAAAACUUGCCUAUGAUCCUCCAACUCUACCUUCUGAACUAGUAUGAAGCUCAUAUUUGGUAUAAUUAUGUCUUUUCUGGGACCUAUUUGAGGGUGGAAUGUGGGAGGAGGGUAAGGAUUAAAAACCUGACUAUUGGGCAUUAUGCUGAUUACCUGGGUGACAAAAUUAUCUGCACACCAAACCCCCAUGACACACAAUUUGCUCAUGUAACAUGAGUAACCUUUAACCUAAAAUGAAAGUUGGACAGAAAAAUAAAGUGUCUUAAUAUCAAA
This is a messenger RNA of Homo sapiens (human), 17294 nucleotides long. RefSeq names its product zinc finger protein 891 (gene ZNF891). Gene Ontology annotation, biological process: regulation of DNA-templated transcription. Gene Ontology annotation, cellular component: nucleus. The transcript is spliced from 2 exons. NCBI's taxonomy places the organism in Eukaryota, Metazoa, Chordata, Mammalia, Primates, Hominidae. Bases 155 to 1789 code for a protein of 544 amino acids. The record is from RefSeq and is marked validated.